Messenger RNA from Carassius carassius (crucian carp), 755 nucleotides. Its product is annotated as DEP domain-containing protein 1B-like. Lineage: Eukaryota; Metazoa; Chordata; Actinopteri; Cypriniformes; Cyprinidae. The transcript has 4 exons. The record is from RefSeq and is a predicted model, not a curated record. The coding region runs from base 1 to 585 and encodes 194 amino acids.
AUGGCUAAAGUGUGUGCAAACCCCUUUCUCCAACCUCUGAACGACACCAUAGGAGCUCAUACCCUGAUGGUCCAGACCUUCUCGCGGUGCGUUCUGGGAUCUGCGGAUGAGGUGGACUUGGACGAGCUGUCGGCCACCAAGCUGGUCACGUUUAUGAUUGAUAACCAUGACAGUGUGCUGAAGGUGCCGUCCGACCUGCGAGCUGUCAAGGAGCAUCUGUCUCACCUCAGAAGAGCUCAGAUGACAGACACGGACACCUCCAUGGCGUCUCCACCUCACUCGUUCUGCAGACAGAUGAGCAGAGAGGAGUUUGACCUGCAGAGGGUCUCUGGACCUCAAGGAGCCAUCGUGGAACUAUUGGAGAACAUCAUACAAGACAAGAACAUGUCCAUCAAAGACAAGAAGAAGAAGCUGAAUCAGUUCCAGAGAUCUCACCCUGACAUCUACCGUAGACGCUUUCCCACCUCUGAAAGCGAGGCGGUGGUUUUCCCAGAGAGACCCCAGAGACUCAAAGCUCAGCUGAUGUUCCUCACGCUGAAGAAACCCUUCCAACCCUUCCAGAGGACCUGGAGCUUUCGGGUUUAAUGCAGCGCUCAGAGCAGUCAGUUUGACUCUAAGGCGUCAGUGUUAAGUAUUAUUAUCAAGGAGAGAUGUUACUGAAUAUUAAAGGUUGCAUUCUGCCAGGACAUCCUGAAUCUAAAUAACACUAAAUUCACCUCAUCAGUGAUCAGAUGGAUUAAAUAAAUUAUAAUGCU